UCGAUUAUUGAGAACAGACCCGAUCCAAAUAAAGUUUCGGGCGGAGGAUCCGGAUCCAAAGAUGCAUACUGUUAGCUGCCACUGCCGGUAACCGGAGUAUGAUUCCAAGCUUCUAUUCUCCGAUAAACUGAUUCGAUCAUUUGCUUUGCCAUGAAACUAGACCCACACCUCUUCUAGUCCAGGGUUUAUUCUCUCUCUCAAUACCAGCAUGCCUUAUCAACAUCGCACAUCGCCGUCCCCGCGCAGAUGGAGGGUCCUCAUUCUCGCCUCCUGCCUCCUGAUCGGUAUAUCCGGGUUCGUAUUUGGCAUCGCGGCGAUCCUCAGCUCGAGCAGCGUGUCGUACAGAUGCUCUAACGCCGAACCAGAGUCUGUCCGAGUGGUUUGGGAGAGAGGCGGUGGCGGUAGGAUUGACAACGGGAUUGGUGAUGGGGAUCCGAAGAGGCAGGUGAUGGGGUUCGUUGGCAUUCAGACUGGGUUCGGAUCAGUGGGUCGCAGGCGGUCCUUGCUCCAGACUUGGAUGCCGUCCGAUCGUCAGGGGCUUAAGCGCUUAGAAGAAGCAACUGGUUUGGCUUUCAGGUUUAUCAUUGGUAGAACCAAUGAUAAAUGGAAGAUGUUAGCGCUUAAGAAGGAGGUAGAAGAAUAUGAUGAUUUCGUGCUAUUGGAUGUUGAAGAGGAGUAUAGUAAGCUUCCAUACAAAACGUUAGCUUUCUUUAAAGCUGCAUAUGCACUUUUUGAUUCUGAGUUUUAUGUUAAAGCGGACGAUGACAUAUAUUUGAGGCCAGAUCGCCUCUCACUUCUCUUGGCAAAAGAACGCACUCAUUCUCAGACGUACAUUGGGUGCAUGAAAAAGGGCCCUGUUUUCACUGACCCUAAACUCAAAUGGUAUGAACCACUAUCCUAUUUGCUUGGUAUGGAGUACUUUCUUCAUGCUUAUGGCCCCAUAUAUGCACUCUCUGCCGAUGUUGUUGCGAGCUUGGUUGCUCUUAGAAACAACAGUUUUAGGAUGUUCAGCAAUGAGGAUGUUACAAUUGGGGCAUGGAUGCUUGCAAUGAAUGUCAACCUCGAGAACAAUAAAGCACUGUGUGAACCAGAGUGUACACAAACAUCUAUUGCCGUCUGGGAUAUUCCCAAGUGUUCAGGGCUCUGUAAUCCGGAAAAGAAACUACUAGAACUUCAUCAAAAGGAAAGCUGCUCAAAGAGCCCAACUCUGGCAUCUGAUGACUAGCACCCGUAAACUGAGGAGGUAGUUUGAAGAAUUGCUUGCUCCUGCAAGGUCUUGCUGCGGUACUGGAUGUUGUUCUUUCCACAUUUUUAUUUAUUUAUUUAUCUUUGGUUUUGUAAUCUAUCCUUGCUAGAUGGUAAAAGAAAAUAGAAUUUUGUACUAUACGGCUUUAGACCUAAUCUUCCGUGAGAGUCAAAGUUAUAGUGUAGACAGGUAGCAUUAGAGAUUCGAUGACCCCUGUAAACUCUCAUUUAUUUAAAUCAAAUAUCAUUCUUUUAAAA
Molecule: messenger RNA, 1503 nt
Organism: Juglans microcarpa x Juglans regia
Lineage: Eukaryota; Viridiplantae; Streptophyta; Magnoliopsida; Fagales; Juglandaceae
Product: probable beta-1,3-galactosyltransferase 14
Cellular component (GO): Golgi membrane
Molecular function (GO): hexosyltransferase activity
Source: RefSeq, a predicted model, not a curated record